AGCUCUAGCUUCGUGCUUCCAGCAAUCAUGGAAUUAGCCCAACAAGAAGCUAUGCUAUUCGAGAGUCGGAGCAACCCGGUCGGUGGUGUUCACGUCGACCGUACCGACCAUAACUACCGAGGAGUCCGCAGGAGGAAAUGGGGGAAGUGGGUGUCUGAGAUCCGCGAGCCAGGGAAGAAGACCCGGAUAUGGCUAGGGAGCUACGAGGCUGCAGAGAUGGCAGCAGCGGCGUAUGACGUGGCAGCCCUUCAUUUCCGAGGAAGUGGUGCGAGGCUCAACUUCCCGGAGCUGGCGGAGCUGUUCCCCAAGCCGGCGAGCUCUAGGCCACAGGACGUCCAGUCGGCCGCCCAGGAAGCUGCAUUGUGGCUGCUCAAGUGGCUGAAUAGAGGAGGAGGAGGAGCGGGGUUGCAAGACCACAGCGGGGGCUCGGAGGUCGGGGACACAACGGUCCCGGUGGCAACAAUGGGGCUCAGCCCGAGUCAGAUACAAGCUAUCAAUGAAACUCCGAUGGACUCUCCGAAGAUGUGGAUGAUGGAUCUUCAUCAUCAUCAUCAUCAGUUGAUGGGGCCUAUGUUUUUUGCGGAGCCCCAUCAUGAUGAUCAUCAUCAUGGGAUGAUCUUGGAUGACAUUGAUGCAAUGGACUUGGAUGUGAGGGAAGAACUUAAUUACAAUGACUACUCCAUUUGGGAUUAAUUUAAAACGAAUUAAUUAAUCUUAGAGAAACUUGAAGGGGAAUUAUGGGGAAAAAUUAAUUCCAAAUAUUUUAAUAUGUUGGGAUUAGUUUUCGUAAUGUUUAAUUGGGAAAAGAAGGCAAAGUUAGGAUAUAAAUAAUAUAUAUUCCUGUAUUAUUAUUUUUUCUUUGAAUUAAUAAAUUGUUGCUCCCCUCUAUGUAACAUCUUUUGUCUUUACACUAUGGAGUGAAGAUUUAAUGAUCAAUGUUAUGUUAUGACUGUUCUUUUUUGAGGUUA
Messenger RNA from Punica granatum (pomegranate), 968 nucleotides. The record is from RefSeq and is a predicted model, not a curated record. NCBI's taxonomy places the organism in Eukaryota, Viridiplantae, Streptophyta, Magnoliopsida, Myrtales, Lythraceae.